AUGGCUAAGAAAUGGAUUGGUUUUACAGUGGCAAUCAAAUGUAAAGAAGCGGUUGGUUCGUAUGAAGGGGUCAUCGAUGAGGUCAAUAGUAUUAAGCAAACUCUGACACUGACUGAGGUCUUCAAAGAUGGAAAACCAUUCCAUUGUUACAAAUUAACAAUCAAAGCUCAUGAUAUUGAUAGUGUAGUCAUUAUUAAAGAUCCAAAACAAGUUAAUCGCUACGAUGCGCAGAAAAGUUUAAACAAGCAAACGCUAAGAUAUCCAGAACAGGCUCCAGUUAAUAAAUUAAAACAGUCUUUUAUGGCUCCUAAAUAUACAAAAAAAAAUUGUUUUUUCUUAGAUAAAAGCGAUCAAACUCAUCAGAAUCAAUUCUGUGAUAAAGAUUUGGAGUGUUUCGGCUCGCACAUCGAUUCUCAGUUAGCAAGUGAAGCCUUUGAUUUCCAAAAGAAUUUGGCCUUAUUUGAUAAGGAAUCUAGUAGAAAAGAAUUUAUUAGCAGUCAUCAUUCUGAUGUCACAAAAAACCCAGGGAUAAUGGUGAAAUGUCACACUGAGGAAAACCUCGGGCAUCAACAGCAAAUUGUCAUUAAUCCUACUGCUAAUUCAGAAAAGUUCAUCAACGGUGAUAAUUCCACCAUCUCAAAAUCAACAAACUUACCUUGUUUUGUGAGAUAUACUAAGUGUUCUCUCACUUCAUUCAAGAAUGAUAAUAAGCCAAGCACCACCAAACUUCGUCAAAUAAUGGUGAGGUCUCCAGGCAUGAAAGAAUAUAUUACUGAUGAUGGUUUGAUUAUCCCUAGUAUAACGCCAGCACUGCGGCGUAGAUUACUAGAUAUGGCUGAGGAUCAGGGACUAUCAUUCGAGCGGCAAAAUGAAAUGAUGGGUCGAGCUGCUUGCGAGCUAGUGUCACAACUACUCAACAAAUCAACGAAGCUUAAUAUGUUCAACAAUCAGCUGCAACGCGUUGUAGUCAUGUGUGGCUCCCACAGACCAGGUGCAAUAGGGAUCAACUGUGCUAGGCAACUAGCCGCUCAUGGUUUCAAUGUGUUCGUCUACCUCAUGGAACCAUCAAAGUUCCUGAUGCCAGUUGCGCAUGAGUUAGCAUUGUACAGACUUACAAACAACAAUACCAUCCUUAAUUUUUCAGAGUUGCCCAAUACUGGAGUCGGAAUAAUUGUUGUUGCUUUGGCAGAUGAGCACACAGUGCGUCUUCCGGCCCCUGUCUCCCUUUGGAUCCAACGAAAUCAGGCGAUUAGGCUAUCUCUAGACCCUCCACCCAAUGGAACUCCAAACCUUGAAGUUCACUACUCAAUUCUUCCUGCGUUGCCUCUUACACACUCGCCAAGUAAUGGACAGCUGUUUUUGGCAAACAUCAAUAUUCCCCAGCAAAUCUUCACCAAUGUGGGAAUUUACUAUAAAUCUCCAUUUGGCUUGAAAUCGACGAUCUCAUUGCACGACUACAGUCAUAAACAUUGA
Molecule: messenger RNA, 1473 nt
Organism: Bemisia tabaci
Lineage: Eukaryota; Metazoa; Arthropoda; Insecta; Hemiptera; Aleyrodidae
Product: enhancer of mRNA-decapping protein 3
Biological process (GO): P-body assembly; deadenylation-independent decapping of nuclear-transcribed mRNA
Cellular component (GO): P-body
Molecular function (GO): mRNA binding
Source: RefSeq, a predicted model, not a curated record